Molecule: messenger RNA, 595 nt
Organism: Paramisgurnus dabryanus
Lineage: Eukaryota; Metazoa; Chordata; Actinopteri; Cypriniformes; Cobitidae
Gene: c11h5orf63
Product: chromosome 11 C5orf63 homolog
Source: RefSeq, a predicted model, not a curated record
AUGAAGCGUGCUUCGAAAUCACCAUAUCGGCCUUCACUAGCUCUUUCUUCCAGAUUAGUAGGUGGCGGUAGUGAACAGGAAGUUAGUUUGCAACCGCCAUUAAAUGUCUGACGAAGAAGAAGAGUCCGGGUCAUUGGGUUGUAAUGUUGCUGAUACAGAAGCUCUUCAGGCUAGAGAAACUGAACGUUUGUCUAAAUCGAAUCAGAUGUCUAAACAGCAGAACAACACCAACACAUCAUCAGCCGCUGCCGGUUCUUACGCUCUUCACUAAGCAUCCCUGCCCUUUGUGCGAGGAAGCUAAAGAAAUACUUGAGCCAUAUAAACACAGGUUUGAAUUACAGGAGGUUGACAUCAGUCUGCCAGAGAACAGUGUUUGGUGGGAGAGAUACAGAUACGAUAUCCCCGUCUUUCAUUUCAAUGGACAGUUUCUGAUGAUGCAUCGUGUAAACACAACGCUUCUAGAAAGGGCUCUGGAGAAGCAUUGAAAUCAACUGUAUAAUAAUAAUAAUGAUGUUUGUAGAUGAUAUACUGUGUUUUCUUUCUUCACACACUGGCGAAUGUUUAAUAAAGCAGUAGACUGAAUGUGUUUAUUGUC